This is a messenger RNA of Cololabis saira (Pacific saury), 2982 nucleotides long. It is a transcript of the gene ciarta, whose product is annotated as circadian associated repressor of transcription a. Gene Ontology annotation, biological process: circadian regulation of gene expression; negative regulation of DNA-templated transcription. Gene Ontology annotation, cellular component: nucleus. Gene Ontology annotation, molecular function: RNA polymerase II cis-regulatory region sequence-specific DNA binding. The coding region runs from base 119 to 1132 and encodes 337 amino acids. The record is from RefSeq and is a predicted model, not a curated record. The transcript has 6 exons. Lineage: Eukaryota; Metazoa; Chordata; Actinopteri; Beloniformes; Belonidae.
GGCCACGGAGACGCACACGAGGGGAGGACGCUCUGCAGGAAACAGCUCUGCAGGAACCAGAGCCCUGAUCGGUUACUUUACACUGCUUUUACUAGUGUGUUUCAUCCCCAAAAUAAAGAUGAAUUCUCUGGGGAGUUCUUCCAAAUGGCCGUCCUACGACUCUCUGCCCUCCACGCCGAGCUUCUUCCACAGCGAGAGCGAGCAGACCGAGGACGAGGCGGAGGUUUUCUCAGACGGGGAGGGGGACGGCGGACUAAAAGGAUCCCUCGCAGCUGCUGACGGAAUCACACAUUCAGGAAGUUUCAUCAGUUUCCCAACUCAUCCAGAGGAGCUGCGCUCGAGGUCUGACCUCUGCCCUGACCAGUCGCAACCCCGUGACCCUGGCUUUUCUCCCGGAGCCGCCGCGCUGCGAUCACCGUCAGCGACACCCGGGGAUCUGGCCUUUGCUCAGAAGUGUGCUGAUUUGCACAGGUUUAUUCAUCCUUUGGUGGAACUUCUACGUGGACUAAAGAUCGGGAAAUUUGACAGAGGUUUAAACACUUUCCAGUCAAGUGUUGCCAUAGACAGGCUGCAGAGGAUUAUUGGAGUCCUGCAGAAACCUGAAAUGGGAGAGAAAUAUCUUCAAAAUCUGCUGCAGAUAGAGAUGUUGCUGAGAAUUUGGUUCCCUCAUGAGGCGUUCAAGUCCGCAGACACACCAAAACAGACCACCUGUUCAACAUAUACACGACAGUGGCAUCAAAAUCAGCUCCACAUGCCAGUAAAGAAGAGAAAACUGAGCUGGUCAAACUACGACGAUGGCAGACUCCCAACCAAGCACAACCACCAUCGGCCGGCAAAACGCGAGAGAAGUCAAGCUCCAACUUCCUUCGACACCGUCUCCACAUGUCUUCCUCUUUUACCUACUAAGCAGACUUCAGCGGAAACACACCCGGCCGAGCCGGCGGGAGACGGCUGUGCACCUGGUUACAGGUUUACAGACAGGACUGUCCUUUUCAGCACGUCGCCGUAUUCACGGAGCCGGAGGGAAAAUAAGAAUCUGAAGCCUUCUGAGAUUUCCUUGUGCGGCAGUCCGGCCAUGCAGGACUGUUCGGUGUCUUCAAGCAACGCCGGUAGCGUAACUCACUCGCCUUAACUGGCGAGGCUGACCUUCCAAUCACGUAGAGGUGCCUCACCAUGCCACCCAGAGGACCGGCAGGGGGCGGACCCAAUUACAUAAGCAUAAAGUUGGGCACAGAGCCCGAUUAUGACAGCUACAACAGCACAUUAAAGCGGAGGAGGAGGAGGAGGAGGAGAAGUGCAGACAGAGACUCUUUAACCCUUAACUCUCCAGUAUGUGUGUGUUUUUUUAAUGCAUUAUUGCACUAUAUUAUUCCCAGGUCCGUAAGAGGUUCAUUUUUUGUAUGCAUAACAAGGGAGAAAGACCUUGGCGAUAACUACAUGUGAAAUGUGCUGAUGCAGUCUGACUAGACUGUAUUUUUUUUAAUAUUAUGGAUGGUAUCCCUUAUAUUCAUCAAAUAUAAGAACACUAUUAUUUUUGUGACCACAAAAUGAGUAAAAAUAGAAUUUUAGGAAAACAUUUCAAGCUGACUGAUUGUAGCAUACAACAAAGUUUAGACAUGUAGCCUCUGCCAAAAUGUGCCAAACGAAGCAUUUUGCAUUGUCAUGCUAUACAUAGCUUACUGCUCCAACGACUUUGUUUUUUUUAACCACUUUAUUUUUAGACGUCACUUAACACAGGCACAUCAUAUUUGCUUUCACCUAUACUCAGAAAAUGAGUUGUUGCAUGGAUAAAACACUGAGAUUUUACUGACCAAUAAUUAUUGAGUUGCUUUUUUUUAAGUAAAUGGUGAGAAACCUUGUUUUUUUUAUUUUUUAAAAGAGAGUUUAAAGUUAAAUGUUUUAUUUAACUAUUUAAAAUAUGAGUUGAUAUAUAUGUGAGCUUGUGUAAUUUUGAAUCAAUGCAAUUGCACUUUAGAUGUUGGAUGGUGAGCAGACGUUGCACAUAUCUGAACAUCAAGCAGUUGUAAUUUUAUUUACAAAAGCACCAGUUGGCUUUUUUUAAUUGGAUCGGCAGAGUUAUGAUGCUAUUUGUUGCACCUUACAGAUGAAUUCAGUGCAAAGUCAAACUUGUGUGGUUCUGUGAAAGGGAAACAGUUUAGGAAUUAAAAGGGAAUUUAGGAUUUAUUACGAGGCUUGCUAUCCAUUUGAAAUGUUCCACGUCCAGUCGCCACCAAAAAGGCAUUUAAAAUGGAUUAGUACCACUGAGUUGCUGUUAUCAAAUUGGCAACACUCUUAUUUUUGAGUAAGCAAUACGAAAUAUCUUGGAGAUUGGAUAAAUCAAACUAUUUCCAUUCCUGAACACAUAAUUUCUGUCUUUGUUUUUUUUAUUUUAAUUUUUAUAUUAAUACCAUCGGAAUUUGAAUCAUGAUAUUUUAAAUUGGGUAUCAUUCACGUUGAAUGACAUCUCAUCUUUGGUGGUUUAUCACCAGUCAGCCUUACUUAUUUACUGAUAAGCACAAAGGUGAUCAUGUGCUUGCCUGACAUUGAAUCAUUCAGACACAUUAUUUGGAAACUGCAUUUAAUAAUAACAAUGGUUAUAUUUAUAUGUGUGUGUGUAUACGUGUGUGUGUGUGUGAGUGUGUGAGUACAUAUACAUGAUUUGCCAUAUGUAUCACGAUAAACCAAAUGUGCUUUUGUGUAGAUGUUUCUCAGGCUUUAUCACUAUUGACUUCUAGAUUUAAGCACAGGGUGGAGAAUGAUAGUGUAGUGUUAGUUUGUGUUUGUGAAUGUAGUGUCCUCCAGUACACUUUAAUUUUGUUACAUUGUUUUAUUUGUGGGAUAAGAGCACAACUCUUACCCCAUGGUUAUAUGUGGGACAAAUAAUGCUGUUCUUAAUUUCUCUGUUUUAUGCAAUUUAUUUUGACAUUGCUUAUGACAUUGUAAUAAUCAUGGUUAUUUUUUUUAUGUAUUUGUAUUAAAAGA